CGGAUCAAGUAAAGGAUGUUUAGAAUGAUAAAAAAGAAUGAAGAUACGGUAACGGAAGUGACGAUUCAACAACAGUUUCAUGAGGAUUGAAGCCGAGCUCCGAAUAAGGGGUCCGAAAGGGUCGAACGCUAUUGGUGAAAGGGGUCCGUAUGUACUGCAAUCGUCGUACCCCCGCCUCAUCUUAGGUACCCAGGGGCCUGGGCAGGGCACUGCUAUAAAAGCAUACCGCGUUGCCCCUCGGAAACGUAGUAUUUUCCCGCGUACCGCACAAGAAAAACCGUCGACCACCAUGAAACUCCUCAUCGUUCUUUUCGCCGUAGUGGUGGCCGUUAGUGCUUACCCCGGACAUCCAUGGGCUGCACCGAUCCAUGCUCCUGCCGUUCAUCACGUGAUCAACGUACCUCAACCGGCACCUAUUCCUCCAGUUCAUCCUCAGCCUCUCAACAUCAAGGUACCCCAUUCUCAAUCAGUGAGAAUACCAUACCACGGAGUACACAUCGGUCAGCCUCAUUUGGUUGGAGUUGAGCAAUACGUUCCGGAACCCGAGGUUAAAGUCGUUGCUAAGCCGGUGGCUCAUCAUCCCUGGUAGACGAAGAUCUUUCGAAGCGUCCCACCUACGAAUCAGCUGGUCCAGGGUGGCCCAUACAGGCUCGGCCCUUUCGAGGGAAUCGUUAAGAAUACCAUCGGAAGACAAGAUCCGUUAUUCUUCUUCUUCUUCCUCUUCUUCUCCUUCUUAUUUUCCUUCUUCCAACGAAAAGGAAAGAAGAUUCUUCAAUCUCGAAACAGUAUUAUAUUUGUCCGAAGAGAAUCCUGAUGAUCGUGACUGGACAAGGUUUGGAUCAUAAAGGAUAAAACGACACCCUCAGGAUCGAGCUUAGUUUUAGGACCACCCAAGGACCUCAGACCAGGCAAUCAUGCUUAAAAAAAUGUCCACUCUCGCAUAACGUACACGCAUUAGACACAUUUACCCAGACACAUUUUUAAAAACACAUAUGAUCGACACUUAUACAUACAAACCACUCACACAGGCGCAGUAAUUUUAAAAAUCCACGAUUUUCCUCAAAUCCCUUUUCAAGAGAACCCCAUUCUCUCUUUCCUGUCCCAACUUUUUUUUUUUAACUAUCUUUCUUUAUCAGCACCUCGAAAUUUCGUGCGGCAUGUGAUAUUGAAGAAGACAUCACAAUUACAUUCGAUUACGCCAUUGUAUAUUUCUCUAUCCCUGUUAUCCACACCACCUCCAAACCCCCGAAACUCCAACCCCCCGACACCCACCGUUCUUCUUAUCUCCCGAUUUUCAUUUUUUCUUUGCAGCAACACUUUUAUUUAUUUUCUAAUAAAAGUUAAUUUUUAUGUCUUGUG
Vespa velutina is the source of this 1359-nucleotide messenger RNA. RefSeq lists its product as uncharacterized. Bases 80 to 589 code for a protein of 169 amino acids. NCBI's taxonomy places the organism in Eukaryota, Metazoa, Arthropoda, Insecta, Hymenoptera, Vespidae. The transcript has 3 exons. The record is from RefSeq and is a predicted model, not a curated record.